UCCCCUUGUGGCUUCAACGGUCACUAGCUGGUUGAUAAAAUAUGAAAUGGAAGCUAUACAGAUCACAUUGCAACAGCUUUGAAAGAACACCAAAGGGAAGGUGCCAGAAAUGGAGCAGCCCCCAAUUCUGGGCUUCUUCCUACUUGCCCUCUUGGCUGCCCAGGUGGGCUCUGGUGCCACCUUACACAGUUGGAUUGUUGGAGGGCACGAAGCCUCACCACAUUCCCGACCCUAUGCAGCAGCUCUGAAAGUGCAUGGACAUUUUAACUGUGGUGGCUUCCUGGUGGCCCCUCAAUGGGUGAUGACUGCAGCUCACUGCAAUGGAGACAUCCUUGUCAUUCUGGGAGCUCAUGAUCUGAAUGCUGUAGAAGACACACAGCAGGUGUUCAGGGUUGAAAGCGCCCAUGAACAUCCAGACUACAAGAUUUAUUAUGGAACGCCAUACAAUGACAUCCUUCUUCUUAAGCUGGAUCGUGAAGCCAAGCUUAACAAGUACGUUCAAGUAAUUCCUUUACCACAGACUGAAAAGGAUCUCCCCAAAGACACAGAAUGUAUCGUGGCUGGCUGGGGACGCAUUGAUGACCGGUUGGAAGGCUCAACAAAGCUUUUUAUGACCCACGUCAUCCUCCCUGGCCGCAGGAAGUGCCUGCAGCUUCUCCCAGAACUCACCAAUGGGAUGGUUUGUGCAGGAAGCCGUUCCAAGCUCUGCGAUGUCAGCAACGGGGAUUCGGGAAGUGCUCUGGUCUGCAAUGGAGCUGCACAUGGGGUCGUCUCCUUUGGCUUCCAUGUGCCACCAUCAUUUUACACCCGUGUUUCUGCCUACCUUCCUUGGAUCAGAAAGGUUAUGGGAAAAGUUCCGGAAAGGCAAGACCCACCUGCCUAAUGAACUGCCUGCAAGUCAUUCAGAGUCCUGCCUCCCCUGCUGAUGAAAGUUAUGCCAACCAAUUCAUAGACAAAUGAGUGUUCUUGGGGGGGUGGCAGACUACCUUGUUCACAUAUGAAUGCUAACCAGGCAGUACCUUCUUUAACUAGCUGUUGUUACCAACUCUCAGGAUCCAUACACUCUCAUACUCCGUCCUGGAGAAAAAUGCAUUUGUACAAAAUAGAAGCUAAGUAGCCCCGCACUGGCGAACAAAUACUAUAAAACAAAGUUUGAGUCCAGUGGCACCUUUUUAAGACCAACAAAGUUUAAUUCUGUGUAUAUGGGAAUAAUUAAACUUUGUAGGUCUUAAAGGUUCCACUGGACUCUAACUUUGCUCUGUUGCUUCAGACUGAAACAGUUGAAUCUAUCUAGAAAUAUUAACCAGGACAUUAUUAACCUAUCUAGAAAUAUUCUUUAAACAUAAGCUUUGAUCAGCAGUGCAGCUACCAGGUUGCACUAGGUAAUCAGAUGUUACUUUCUCCCCAACAUUUUCGCACAUACCAAUAUGCAUCCCUCUGGCUGCAGAAAACUGGCUUUCCAUUCUUUUUGGUGUAGGAUCCAAGAAAUAAACCAUCUCUGCAAAUGUG
This is a messenger RNA of Heteronotia binoei (common prickly gecko), 1509 nucleotides long. RefSeq names its product mast cell protease 1-like. Gene Ontology annotation, biological process: proteolysis. NCBI's taxonomy places the organism in Eukaryota, Metazoa, Chordata, Lepidosauria, Squamata, Gekkonidae. The transcript is spliced from 5 exons. The coding region runs from base 110 to 883 and encodes 257 amino acids. The record is from RefSeq and is a predicted model, not a curated record. Gene Ontology annotation, molecular function: serine-type endopeptidase activity.